UUUUUGUUUUUAGAACGUUUCUAGAAUUAACUUGAGGGUUGAUGAGAAAGUGAAGCCAUAUACAGAUUUAGAAAAGAAAGCAAUGUACGGAGGGGCUGGGAAAGGAAAGUCUUCCCUUUCUGAUCUGUUUCCUCUGUCAGAUUCGGACGACCACGUGUGUCCUCCUAUUUCUAUUCACAAGUCUUGGAGUAUGCUCAGGAGGAUUUGGAAAUCCUGUCACAGAUGACGUGAGCAGGCUGAUGUUAUUGAAACACAAUAUUCCAAAGGAUUAUAACAUUUCUAUGCAUUAUAUUCCCAAAGAGAGGAGUGGUGUGUGCUGGGUUCUACUGAAUAUCUAUCCACUGGAACAAAGCCUCAGGGAACUGGCCCGGGUGUUUGGUGCCAUUUCUUCCAACAAAGAUAAUAUUAUGAUCUUCAUCACCAUGCUGCAAAAUCUACGCUUGAAAUUUGAUCAUGAGGAGCUGGAGGCAACAAUGCAAGUCUUUAAAUGCCACUAUAGGGUGGUCAAAUGGCCGUCUGGGCAGUAUUUCGACUAUAUCAGAGACAUUUUGAAUUCUGCAGCUCAGGGAGAAGGAGGAUUCCACUGUGUGCCUCCACCCUGCCCUGCCUCUACUACACCAGGAAGUGAAGCACAAGACCAUGAACAGACUCGGUCAAGGGGGAGUCUGCUGUCCCUGCUUUCGAUCCCAGUCACAGCCUGCGUGUUCCUCAUUGUGUGGGCGAUUAAAUCUAGAAGAGGAGGCUCCCCAGAGAGUAACCUUGAGAGAGGCCAUAGAAGGCUGUCCACUGAUGCGGAACGGACCAUAACCAUCCCUAUUCCACCAGUCACCAGUACAACUGACACACCAGUAAUGGGGGAAGCCUGAUCACCACUGAGGGAGCAGAAGAAGCCAACAUCAAGCACUGCAUAGAGAUCAGAAAGCUCCCCGUCUGGACUGGUGUCACUCUGGACUGGUGUCACUCUGGACUGGUGUCAGUCUGGACUGGUGUCACUCUGGACUGGUGUCACUCUGGACUGGUGUCACUCUGGACUGGUAUCUCUGAUUCCUCUUGGGUGAUAUCCCUGAGAGAACAGAGCUGAAAUCUCUUAUUUGGUAUCUUUGACAUAUCAGAGCUGAUAUCUCUAAAAUAUAUGGGCUGAUAUAGGGGUCUCACUUAAACAAGGGACAACGGCGAUAAGACAUUAAUAAUCAACCGCUUACUAGAACUAUAUCAUUUGGACUGUCAUAUAUUUUGACACAACACCAUGUAUCACAGGUUCCUACCUUGUCUAUGUCUGUCUAAUCAGAGAUUUUGUCAUUACACAACAUCAGAGACAUUCUCUACUGAGACUGGACUUUGUUGUUGCCUAAAUAUCUAUUGCUGCUGUGUGGCCACAGAGUGUGUGCUGACACUUUUUUGUCUCACCCCCUCUUUGAGUCACAUCAUCAGUGUGUGUGUGACCACAGUAUGACAGUUUAACUGCCAGCUGUGUGUGUGUGUGUGU
Messenger RNA from Salmo salar (Atlantic salmon), 1486 nucleotides. The record is from RefSeq and is a predicted model, not a curated record. NCBI's taxonomy places the organism in Eukaryota, Metazoa, Chordata, Actinopteri, Salmoniformes, Salmonidae.